Molecule: messenger RNA, 3708 nt
Organism: Manduca sexta (tobacco hornworm)
Lineage: Eukaryota; Metazoa; Arthropoda; Insecta; Lepidoptera; Sphingidae
Gene: Ork1
Exons: 6
Coding region: 524-3598 (1024 amino acids)
Biological process (GO): potassium ion transmembrane transport; stabilization of membrane potential
Cellular component (GO): membrane
Molecular function (GO): potassium ion leak channel activity
Source: RefSeq, a predicted model, not a curated record
UAUUAUCCUUUACGACGAGUUAAUGCGUCGCGCAGUCAGUCAAAUAUUAAGAGCCCGACGUAUAAAAAAAGGACGUGUAUGCCGCCAUCGUACGGUUUGUAGGCGCGCGCGCCGGGAAAAUCAUUCGAUCGCAUCGAGCGCUAGAGUCGAACGUCGCUUAAUCGGGAAGUGUCAUCUGAACUCACGUUUACUUUUUAAUUCGAUGAGUUUUCAUGAACGGACUACGCCGGUGUUUGCGCGGGCAGUGGACAUGUCUUAAUCGUUCGUACCGCCAUGUGGUACAAAAAGAAGAUAGCCGGUCAAAAUAAGAACAGUACGCGUCUGCACCGAUACACGGAAACGUUGAAAACAAUGCGAAUCCUGAUGCUGCAAUUAGUGGUGCCGAAGCAAUGGACAACACGGAUUUUGUAAUGUUUGUGGUUACAAGUGACACUUUGCGAUUUUUGUGACGGACGGUAACAAAUUGUGAUAAAAUUUGUGGGAUAUUUUUCUUAUAAGCAGUUUUCUAUAAAAACUAGUCAAGAUGAUGUCAAAGAAGCAGUUGGCGUGCAUGUUAGCGCUGCACAUUAUGUAUUUACUGGUGGGAGCGAGCAUUUUCUACCACAUCGAGAGUCCGUUGGAAGUGGAGCAACGUGCAAAAGAAAAACUCGAAAGACUUGAAAUUCAAAAUCUUCUCUACACAAACUACAUUCCAGAUGAUCCUGAAAAACAGGACGCUAUAUUGUCAAAGUUAUCAACCUACUGCAGGGUACCGAUGCUAAGCAAUACGACUGAAGAAGAAGAGGCACCAUACAAAUGGGACUUCUAUCAUUCGUUCUUCUUCUCCUACACUGUUGUCAGUACUAUCGGAUACGGAAAUUUGGCGCCGACAACUCACCUGUCAAGAAUUCUGAUGAUAUUUUAUGGUCUGUUUGGUAUACCGAUCAAUGGUAUCCUGCUUGCGAACCUUGGCGAAUAUUUCGGCCUUCAGCUCAUCUCAGUAUAUCGCAAAUACAAGAAGAAAAACGAAAAGCGUGCCAAUAACUUAGAUUACUGCUUCAAUAACCUGGGCAUGCUGGGCCAGAUAUUCUUGUAUCUGGUCCCUGGAUUCUUGUUCUUCAUCUUUCUGCCGGCUUGCAUCUUCGUUGUAUUCGAAGGAUGGGACUACGUCGCAUCGAUAUACUAUGCGUUUGUCACUCUUACUACCAUUGGAUUUGGAGACUUGGUUGCAGGCACUGUCAACAACGGCUUUAAAUCCGGCUACUUCUUCGCAUACCAAAUAUUUCUGAUCGUGUGGAUCACCUUCGGCCUAGGCUACAUUGUAAUGUUGCUCGGUUUUAUUACCAGCGGCAUGAGAUCGGAACGAAUCCACAAAUUAGAACAGAAAUUCGCUUACCAGUUCAAGAACACGCAAAAUAAAAUAUUACACGGCUUCACGAGAGAUAUUUCUGCCUUACGAAAAAUUAUUAAUGAAGCUAACUUAAUAAAAAUUAAGCCUAUCUACGUGGAACCUUCUGUAGCAAUCCAUAGAAGCGCAAGUUGUCCAAUACUUACAUUCGACGUAGAACCAAGAGAUCCAGUGAUCAAACGAAAACGAGCUAAUUCCGAAAACAUUACGCUAUCCGCAAAAGACAUGCUUCGAAUACAAUCCGAUACAGAUCUACUUGGUAUCGAUAAGGAAAAGACCUUCACAGCGUCUGCUAUUGUUAAACCCGCCGAAUUACUAGCUAGAGUUGUAAACGUACUAGGAGGCCUCGAACAACCUAAACAAAAAUCCGGUAUUCACUUAUUUGACGACGAUCAUAUAUUAGCGAAUGAGAAACCUGCAUUCUUCACCAUCGGACCAGAGUUUACAAAUAAUUCACCAAAAAGAACAAGAGCUUUAAGCGUGGCCGUGCCAAAUUAUCGAAAAGAAUCUAUUGCGCCAAAAAUUAAUCACGACUAUACUUGGACGGAUGGUGACACUGGAGAAAAACUUAGAAAAGAAGCUAAUUUACGAAGCGGUAAAUUAUCUUUACCGUCGAAAGUACCACCGACACCGACAGGUGAUAACUAUCAACCACAAAGUUUUAUUUCCAAAAUGUUCUUUAGAAAACCUAGUGUUAUUGAUAAUCCUGCUGAAUAUCUUAAAAAUACAAUGAAGGGAAGGGUGAGCACCGCCCAAGGCAGCAACGAAAACAUCAAAGACAGCGCGAAAUCACGACGUGGAAGCAUUUUUCCAUCUUUCGGGUUUGGAUCAGAGGCUAAAGAUGAAGCAGAGGCAUAUAAAGAAAAAACUAAAAAGGGUAGACACAGUAUCUUUCCAUCAUUUGAUUUCAAUAGAGACGAAGAAAGUAUGGCAAAUGCUUACUUAGAGAAAACUAAGAGUGGGCGGCAUAGCUUUUUCCCAAACUUUGAUUUUUCUGAUGACGAAGAUGCGGCAGCUAUGAGAGCAUAUCAACAGAAACCUAAAAGGCACAGUAUAUUCCCUUCAUUUGAUUUUAGCGAUCCUGACGAAGAUCUUGCUGAACGAUAUAGAGAACAGACCAGACGUGGGAGACGAAGCAUAUUCCCUACUUUCAACUUCAGUGGAUUAACAAGCAACGACGAGGACACUGACACUGUAGACGAAGAUGAAGUGCAAAGAUAUCAAAACCGAACAAAGAGAGGAAGACUUAGUCUAUUCCCAUCUUUUGGUAAAACAAAGAAAAAUGACGAUGAUGUUAUGCCAGAAAGCUCUGAUGAACUCGUUGAUUACAAGAAUAAAACCCGGCGAGGUCGCAGUAGUCUGUUCCCAUCGUUUGGCAAAGAACGUAAAAAUAGUUCACCCGUCGGCGGGUCUAGUGAUCUUGAGAGUACCAUACGACAAUAUCAAAACCAGAGUCGGCAAGGUCGUAAUAGCUUAAUUGACUUUAAUGACGAAGAAGCCAGAAACGUCGAUGAUAGCAGAAGAGGAAGUCUGUUUUCUAAUGAUUUAGAAAAUUACAAGAACAGAACAAAACGGGGCCGCCGCAGUUUGUUUGAUCCAGAUGUAAAUAUUGCUAAUCUACCUGAAGACGAGCAAGUAGAGGUAUUAGAGAAUACUAGUGUUGCAGACCUCCUUCGCGCAUUAGCAGUAUUAGAGACGGCAGCUCAACCUUAUGGCUCAGGUACUGGUGAAGCACCAGGGCUGCUUGACUGGAUCACUGAUCCGACUUCCUCAAGAACACGAAAUUCGCAAAAGCAAGAUUACUCUGUACCUUCUCCACCAAGUCGAGAUGCCAAUGAAGAUUCGUCAGGUCCCAGACGUCGACGAGUAUCUGCUCGUGCUGCCGCCCCACAAUUCACUCCGACUUUAGCUACCGUAGUAGCUGGGACAGAGUUACAAAUAACAGCUAAGGCUGCGAGAGAAAAUCGUAUGACAAUGCUGUCGCAACCUCCUCCGCCAUAUUCAGAAACACCAAGUGAAGAGGAGCCGCAGAAACCUCGUGUUAGAAGAUAUUCGCCAGCUCCGACAGACCCCGGCAAAUCCACCGGUCCCGUGCCUAGGCUAUUUUCACGCAUGCGCAAAGAAAGCGCCAUUAAUAUAGAGGAAGGUGGAGAUUCCAGACGAAGUAGUUUAACAGAUAUUGUGAUAGAUAGUUUUAAAGACAAAACUUAACUCAGUGCCUUAUUAGCAGAAUUUUAGUUUUAUGUUCAGUAGAUAUUAAUUAUUUAUUAAAAUAUUUUGUAAUUAAAAUUAAUAUAAAUUAUAAGCCGUCCAUAGUACAA